UGUUAGCGCGGGUGAGAUGGUUGUUAUUAUCCUGGUACACUUUGCUGCGCUGUGUUCCGUGGUGUUCACACACCAAGACUCAUUGGAUAAAGGCAGCAUUCACACAUCCUUUGAGUUUCGUGAUGUGGAAAGAAGCGAUGCGAGUACGACUGUGCCAAGUUUUGAGAAAAAGUUGCGAUGUGUGAACUCUGAACCAUCCAAUCUGAAGCUUGCAGCUUUCAACGUACGAACAUUCGGUACGAAGAAAAUGGCUACCCCAGGAGUGCCGGAAAUUCUGGUUAAGAUCAUUCUUCGUUAUGACGUCAUUCUCAUUCAGGAGAUUAGAGACUCCUCUGGUAAAGCAAUCGUGGAGUUGUUAUCUUUGGUUAACAAGGUUUGCAGGAAUUCGACCAACGAUCUGUACAGUAUCACCAUCAGUCCACGACUUGGAAGAACAUCCAGCAAAGAACAAUAUGCAUUCUUGUAUAGGAAGCACGUUUUAUCUGUUAAACGUACUUACGUUUACGACGACGGCAAAGAAAACCUACAAAAUGAUACGUUUGAAAGGGAACCAUACAUUGUGCACUUCGCCUCCACGAGAACCAGAAUUACCGAUUUUGUCCUGGUCGCCAUCCAUACAUCCCCGUCUAAAGCUAAUCAGGAAAUCGACCAGCUUGUUGCUGUAUAUGAUGACGUCAUGAAGCAGCUAGCCAUAACAAAUGUUAUUAUUCUCGGAGACUUGAACGCCGCCUGUAGUUACAUGAGUGAUAGAGAUUGGAAGACCAACCAUUUGGCUAAUGAUAAACGCUUUCAUUGGCUUAUUUCUGAUUGCGUGGACACCACGGUGAAUGGAGGACACUGCGCAUAUGACCGAUUCGUAGUUGCUGGGGAUGCCAUGUUGAAUGCAGCAAUGGAAUCAAGCUCAGGAAGUUAUCAAUAUGAUCAACAUUUGAACAUUAACAAGACUAUGGCAGCACUUGUAAGUGACCACUAUCCCAUUGAAAUGCAAAUUUACUCGAAGGACCUGGCUGGCUAUUCCACGAAGACAGUUGAAUACACCUUUAAAGUGAAGCAACAUCCAAGCUUGAGCCGGUACAAAGUUUAUGGAAUGAGGAAGAGAAACUCCAUUAAAGCUGCAGGAAUCGCGGUAGAAACAACUUACACUUCGACAAUCACCAGGGUCGCAUUCAGGAAAGACUUUAAGAACUUGAAAGAAGCUAUGAAUGUUCUUCGUGACAUAAAAGAUAUUUUCUUGACUGCUAAUAUGGUUUCUAUCGAUCAGAUUCAAAAUACAGAGUUCCACUUGAAAGGAUCGUGGGAAAAGGAAAACCAGUUGUUGGUUAAGAAACCUGGAGCUGUUAAGAUCGUUUGUGAAACUAACCCCAUAACCACCUGCUGGAUUGCUGUGUUACUGACCUGACUAACGAUCAACCGAAAAACAUACAGUGAUGUGAAACGGAGUUUUGUUUUCCGAGUUUAUCGUAAAUUUGAUGGUGAUGUUAUACAAGAUGCGAAAUUUAUCCUUUUGCUAACAACGCAGAAUAAAUGAAAAGUAGUAGCAGGCCAUGUUUUCUUCUGUGUUCGCUCGUUUAAACGUUUUCGAUAUGUUUGAAUACCCAGGUAUUCUAGCAAAACGUAAAGCGUGAAGCGUUAGCCUAUCAACUGACCGAUGGUCCAGGACAAAAGUCUGUCUGGAAUUGGUUUUUUUUCUUGUAAAGGUAACAGGAAGAGUUGACAACUUAGUGCAGACUUAAUUACCCAGAGUACGCUCAGCUUUUGUUUUUGUCAGCACUAGCAAUUUCGACGCGAAAUUAUCGACUUUGGAAACAUGGUCACAGGAUACCCAGGCCGAUUUAAUAAAGAAUUUCCAGGAAUUCUUCCUUCCAUGGGAACGAAGUUGAACUAUGCAUUUUUGUGACAGUCGUCUUGAAACGUUUUGGAGUGCAUCGAUUUGCAACAGUGGAAAAGCUGUUUCUUCAUGCAGGCAAAUAGUGACAGAAUUGUCACGGAGAGGAAAAGCCAGGGAAAAACAUUUUCCCCAAGGGCAGCGAAAAGUCAGGAAACUUAAUAGUAGGCAUGGCAUCAAUAAAUGCAGUGGGCCAUCUCCAUAAUGACAAGGACAUGUCAAACUUAGCAACAGUGAAGACAGCCAACAGUAGAGCGGCAAUAACCCUUUGUUAAUAACUGAUUCAUCAUAUGACUCCCUUUCCUUUGGAUAAUUUUUCUACUCUCCCAGACAAAUUUACUGUAACAAUAGGCUUCAUUUUUCGCGAAAAUAUGCACGGAUAUUUGUCCGCGGACAUUAUCUGUUCGCUUCUCGGUACAGAUAAUGCCCGCGGACAAAUAU
Messenger RNA from Orbicella faveolata, 2326 nucleotides. Its product is annotated as deoxyribonuclease-1-like. Gene Ontology annotation, molecular function: DNA binding; deoxyribonuclease I activity. Gene Ontology annotation, biological process: DNA catabolic process. Lineage: Eukaryota; Metazoa; Cnidaria; Anthozoa; Scleractinia; Merulinidae. Gene Ontology annotation, cellular component: nucleus. The record is from RefSeq and is a predicted model, not a curated record.